AUGGUGUUAUUUGUCCACUCUGCUAACGGUUUUUGCUUCACGGACACAAACACAAACAUACAUACAUACAUACAUACAUACAUACACACACACACACACACACACACACACACGCAUAUAUAUACGCAAAUACAUACAACAAACACCUCGCUUCGUCUCUCCUGCCUCUGCACAACAUCGCAGUUAAGCAUCUAUCUAUUGUACAUCACUCCCACUAUUUAUACGAUAUCCAUCAGUGCUGCUGGCUUAGUGCGGUUCUUCUUUCCUUUUCUUUUUUUUUUACUCUGUUUUGCUUUGUUUCCCCAAUGCUGCAUUUACGGUCAUCGUUCUCAUCAUCAUCGCUACGAUCUUCUUCGCCGACAUUAUCGUUGUUGUCGCCACUUUGAUUACCAAAGUUAAAU
Messenger RNA from Enterobius vermicularis (human pinworm), 401 nucleotides. The record is from the annotation of a GenBank genome assembly. NCBI's taxonomy places the organism in Eukaryota, Metazoa, Nematoda, Chromadorea, Rhabditida, Oxyuridae.